This is a messenger RNA of Limulus polyphemus (Atlantic horseshoe crab), 3904 nucleotides long. RefSeq names its product sarcalumenin-like. The record is from RefSeq and is a predicted model, not a curated record. Lineage: Eukaryota; Metazoa; Arthropoda; Merostomata; Xiphosura; Limulidae. Gene Ontology annotation, molecular function: GTP binding. The transcript is spliced from 6 exons. The coding region runs from base 156 to 2636 and encodes 826 amino acids.
ACUGUGCCUCGUGUAUUACAGGCUUAAUUUUAAGACUUAUAUAGACACUUGUGCUAGAAGAACCGGGGCUGUGCUGCCCGGGGAGGACAGAUACCCGGCGCAAGAUAGGACUUUACUGACACCUACAUACAUACAAACACAGUGCUUAGGUCAAGAUGGCUGUCAUAGGUACAACCUUGGAUUGGGGAUUUUGUUUGCUUCUUAUGGUUAUUUUGGUGGACAUCAGUGGCGUGACCAGCCAGGAACCCACAAAAAAUGAUAUCAGGGCUCCAAAUCCACCAACACAUCAAGAGUGUCGGCUACACAUAGAUGCAGCCCUCAGGGACUAUUGGGAUAGACAGCCACCUAAUCCACCUAUAGACAAGAAGACGGAUGAUGUGGGUGUCGAUACGAGUUCCCACGAAGAGGAUAUCCUUAACUCGACAAAUGAAGAGAUAACAGAUGAAACUGAAGAAACAGGAGGUGAAGAGGAUUUAGACGAAAGCUCUAAAGAAGAAGAACACGAAAAUCCUUCAUUGCGACGAGAAGAAACAUUCGACGACGAAUAUAACAAAGAGUCCCAGAGUGACGAAAAUGUAGAAGAAUCUGAAGAGCAGGAAAUUAUAGAAAAACUCGAAGAUGAAACUGGUCCAUGGAUAGUUACAAAACAGGAAGAAGAAUCAGAAAACAUUGAUUCCGAAAAGGAAUAUUUUGAAGAAAAUGUAGAAAAAAGUGAAGAAGGAUUACAUGAAGCUGAAAAGGAAGUUCCACCUGAAGCUGAAGAAAGUGAAGAAGGAUUACACGAGGCUGAAAAGGAAGAUCCACUUGAAGCUGAAGAAGCUUUAAAGGAAGUUUCAGCUGAAGACGAGGGAGAAGAAGAAGGUUCAAAAGAAAUAGUUGAAAAAGAAGAAGAAGGAGAUAAGUUCAGAGAUAAGAAAUCAGGUGGAAUUGAAGAAAAUAAAGUUGAAGCGGAAGAUGCUAUAAUUAAAACGACAGUAGAUCAGGGUGCAUUAACUGAUGCUGAAGACGAAAUAGCUUCAGAAGAAAAUCAGGUCGAAGAUUCAAGGCCAGACGAGUCAGAAAUAGACAUACCUCAAGAAACUGUGAUAACAGAAGAGGGCACAAAAGAUGAGAAUGCUAAAGAUGCAACCUUCGAGGGUGCAACUGAUAUAGAACAGGAAUUAUUAUCAGGAGUCUCUUCAUCAGAACAGACCGAGAUCACACCACAAAAAGACGAAGAAACGGAGGAACAAGAUGAUGAAGAGAUGCUAGCUAAGAAAGAUGAGGAUGAAAUCGAUGAUGACGACGAAGAAGAAGUAUUUAAUCCCAAAAGAACUCUAUCGCGUUCAAGAGUACACAUCGAUGAGAUCUUAGGAGUGGACGAAAUUGGAACAAAAGCAGACAAAGAAGAACAAGAAUUAAUUCAGAACAUUCUUAAUGAACUGAAAAAGAUGUACAAUUCGGCUAUCAAACCUCUGGAAAAUAUCUAUAAAUACAAGGAGAUAACCACAAGACAAUUGGGUGAUGCUGAAAUUUACUCAACGCCUCAAGUGUUGUUUCUGGGCCCAUGGAGCUCUGGAAAGAGCAGCAUAAUUAACUACCUUCUUGGAAUCGAAAGAACCCCAGCGGCUAGAAAAGAAGCACCUGAGCCUACAGACACAGAUUUUACUGUCAUCACAUAUGGGAACGAACCUCAAAAACUAAGCGGCACGGAAUUAGCUGCCGAUUGGUCGUACGCUAGCGUCCAAAAAUUUGGCCAGUUUUUCUUGGAUCAUUUCAAAGGUUUCCGAUUGAAUCACCCUCUUUUGAAAAAGGUGACACUGCUUGACACUCCUGGGAUUAACGAAAACCGAAGACAUCAGAACAGAGGAUACCCAUUUAACGAAGUUUUCCAGUGGUUCAUUGAUCAUGCCGACGCGAUCUACGUUGUGUUCGACCCAUUCAAGUUGGAGAUUGGUAGUGAGAUGGAAUCCAUAUUAGACCAAUUGAAGGGAAGAGAGGCCCAGAUUCGAUUCAUUUUGAACAAGGCUGAUACUAUCCGGCCCAGUGAAUUGAUGAAGGUAGUAGGGCAGCUUUUCUGGAACCUUUCUCCUUUGAUGGGCAGCUCGGAAGCACCUGUCAUUUAUGCCGUCUCUUUGAUGAGCAAACCCUUCCACUCAGGAACUUCUGCAAACUUCUUAAUGGAUCAGGAAAAGGCAUUGCUAAAUGACCUCAGAGAAAUAGUCGACAAGAGAGUGGAAAAUAGGAUUUCUUUCGCCCGUCGUCACGCCGUGCGGGUGCGGAACCACGCUAAGAUGGUUGACUGUUAUUUAGCAACCUACUAUAAACACAAGGGCAUCUUCAGCAACAAGAAGACGGUAGCGGAUGACAUCACUGAGCACCCUAACCAAUAUAACAUCUAUGAAGGCCUCAGCAGUUUAACGAACAUCAGCCGGUACGACCUUCCCGAUCCCCUUGUUUACCGCGACUUCUUCCGUUUACACGCCCUGUACGAGUUCAAACCCUUGGCUUCCACAUGCAGUUACUUUAUGGGCUGCCCACUGGACAAGCUGGACAUUUCUAUUGCCUAUGACCUUCCCGAAUUGUUGGGCAAGUACAAGAAGAAAUCCAAAUCAAGAAUAUACGAGAGGGAAGAGGAAGCUGACAAGGGCAGGUGAAAUGUUUGCGAUUUCUGGAAAGUGACGUCAUGUACGCGUCAAGACCAGUGUUUGCCUGGCUCAUGUUUUGGACAUGAACCAGGCUUGUAGAAUCCCCGGCCUCUGAGAACAGGUGUUGUCAGUUAAUGAGCAGUUAGUUCGGAAUAUGCAGCAUUACCAAUAGCAAUUGAAUUAUCUGAAAAUUAAGAAUGAUGAAGAGAAAGUUUAUUCCUUACUCUUUGAUGAGGCCGAAUUUACAGUUUUGGAAAGAAACUCGAAGCCACAUUGGAUCCUUAUAGGCGAGCUCUUUGGUGCCAAAACAAAUCUUAAUUUCAAACUCUGUUGUUGAUCUGGUGCAAGAGGAGAAGCCUACACACACAUUCCCCACUAGAAUCAACUGAUUAUGCUACAUUCCCAUUAACUGACAACACACGAUCCGGAUGUAAUGAAUGGUAGAUGAAAACGUGCUGACUCAGUGCUUUUCUGUUUUUUUUUCUCUUUCUGUUUUUUUCUAUUGUGAUUUUCCUGAAUACAGUUUACAGGUUCAAUCUGUAUUUUGUGUGCCUUGAGAACAUGGAUUAAGAGAAAACCAAGGGCAAGUUGAAAGUGGGAAAGUUCGUAACAAACGCGUUUCUUUGCUUUAACCCUAGUAAAUAUUAGCUGAUGAUUUUCCUGUAAUGCGGUACCAUUUCAUAAAAUUACGUCUACAUUCUAAAAUAAAAAAUAAUACCUAAAAGCGCCAAAAUUGUCUAUUUUGGUAGUUCAAAAUAUUUAUCAACAGCUACGACACUUAGAUUUGUGAUAAUUUACUGUAAUUUCUAAUUCUAUCUUAAAAGGCACUGAGGGUAAAUAGCUCUUUGAAUUUUGUGUAGAUGAUUUUGUAAACUGAAGCCUAUUUUCAUGUAGUACUUAGUCAAUAUAUUUAAAACAAUGGUGAUUAGAUUAUUACUAACUCUUUGAUGUAAUAAAAUAAUUUUAUCCUAGCUACUUCUAUAUAGCACCGUGAACUAAAUUGUUAAAACACUUACAUAUAAGUAAAGUAAAAAAAUUGGAACGUGAUGUUUAAGAAAAAACUGCGCAAUUAAUUUUGAAUCAAUUGAAUUAUUGAGAAUUAAAACAUCCAAACACCGUGUUAUCCUUGAGAAGCUAUUCUUAUUUAGAACUCAUUACUUCUACUAAUCACGUUUCAAUUGCAGUUUUCAACGUAUUUGUAAUAAGUUAUAAAAGUUGUAAUUUAUAUUUUUAAAAUGCCAAAAAAUAAGAAUUUUGCAAUACUUGCUAUUUCCGGA